AUGUCACAUGUGGUGAAACAUGCAUCAGGGUUUCUGCUGGUCAGAGACAUGGACUCAAUACCUCUGUCAAAAGGUAAGAAUAUAAAAACUCAACUACCCUCUACCAAGAUGAGCCGACAGGAACUAGAGGACAGUCUCUUUCGACUUCAGGAAGAUCACAUCUUGUUGAAGGAGCUUUUUUGGAAGCAAAAGGAUGAGAUCAAAAGGCUGAGGACGACCUUACUCCGAUUGACCGCCUCUGGUCGAGACCUGCGGCCGGAUGCGGCAGCGGCGCAGUUCUCAAAGCCCACAAGGCGGCGGCGGAAAGCGGAGUGGCGGCAGCGCUUCCCCCGCGCCCCGGUGCACCAGCGCCCUCUGACGCAGAAGUUGCAAGCACAGGUUCAGCGUCUCAGUCUGUCUGCUCCGGGUGGUGGCCAGGCUCGGGUCCACGUGGGACGCAGAAGACUCCAUACCGCUGGUGGGAGGGUGCCGGAGAAAUCUCAAGAGGGGUCAAGAGACAGGCUGAGCUACACAGCCCCUCCCACAUUUAAGGAGCAGGUGACAAAUGAGAAAACCAGAGAUGAAAUAACCAAUGAGCCCAGCAGCGAACUGUCUAAUUCUAACAGAAUAAUUUCUUUCAACAAAGUAAUAAUUAUGGUUAAACUCACUGGUCUAUCCCUGUUUACCAGUGCCCACAUUAUGGCCAACAAUACUAUGCAAGUGGAAGAACCACCCACACCUCCUGAGAAAAUAUGGUCCCAAGAUGAAAAUUUUGAACAGAGAAACUCAUUGGAGUGUGCUCAGAAGGCUGCAGAGCUACGCAAUUCCAUUAAAGAGAAUGUGGAACUGAUUCGACUCAAGAAGCUCUUACAUGAAAGGAACACCUCCCUGGCAGUGACAAAAGCACAAUUAACUGAAGUUCAAGAGGCAUAUGAAACCUUGCUCCAAAAGAAUCAAGGAAUCCUGAGUGCAGCCCAUGAUGCCCUACUCAGCCAAGUGAAUGAGCUCAGAGAAGAACUGAAGGAGGAAAGCAAGAAGGCUGUGAGCUUGAAGAGCCAACUGGAAGAUGUGUCUAUCUUGCAGACAACUCUGAAGGAGUUUCAGGAGAGAGUCGAAGAUUUGGAGAAAGAGCGAGAAUUGCUGAAUGACAAUUAUGACAGACUCUUAGAAAACAUGCUGGACAGCAGUAAUCAGCCGCACUGGAGCAAUGAGCUCAUAGGAGAACAGCUGAGGCAGCAAGUAUCUCAAUUGCAGGAUCAACUGGAUGCUGAGCUGGAGGAGAAGAAAAAGGUCUUAGAUCAGCUGUCCAGUGAGAAAGCUCAAAACAGGGUUCUGAAGCUUGAAGUUACCAACAUCCUUCAGAAUCAUAAACAGGAAGUAGAGAUCCUCCAAAUGACAGCCACAACACCUGAGUCUCCUGAUGAUCAAUCUGAACCCUACACUCACCCAGAUCUGUUCCUAGAGACAGCUCUGGUAGAGCACGGGGAACCAGAAAUACAAGAAGAAAAACAACUGUCCCAGAUGCUAAGUGAAUUGCAAGUAUUGCAUGCAGAGACCACACUAGAACUAGAAAAGACCAGAGACAUGCUCCUUCUGCAGCGAAAAAUCAACAUGUGUUAUCAGGAGGAACUGGAAGCAAUGAUGACAAAAACUGACAGCGAAAGUAAAGAUCACAAAGAAAAGCUGGAGAGGCUGAGUCAGCUCCUAGAUGUCAAGAACAACCGUAUCAGGCAGCUGGAAGGUAUUUUGAGAAGCCAUGGCCUUCCAAUAUCUGAACAACUCAAAGAUGUUGCUUAUGGCACUCGACAGUUGUCUUUGUGUCUGGAAUCACGGUCAGCCCAUGGAACGGCGGAUGAAGUGGACAUUUCUUUGCUGCAUUGGAGUGAAAAUAUUUUUGAACUGCAUAUCCACCAGGCCUUCUUGACACCUGCUGCUCUGACCCAGGCUGGAGACAUCCAACCUACCACUUUCUGCACCUAUUCCUUCUAUGAUUUUGAAACCCACAGUACCCCAUUAUCUGUGGGGCCACAGCCCCUUUAUGACUUUACAUCCCAGUAUGUGGUGGACAUAGGUUCCCUUUUCUUGCACUACCUUCAAGUGGCUUCAGCCCGGGUUGAUCUACAUCAGGCUGUGGGCAGUGAGCACCAUACUCUUGCGACUGGACAGAUUUGCUUUGACAAAGUGCUGGAGACUGUGGAGAAAGUCCAUGGCUCAGCUGUACUUACUGGAGCUGCUGGAGAAGACUGCGGGGUGCUAGAGUACUGGAUGAGGCUACGCUUGCCUCUAAGAUCCAACCUAUGGGCAUGCAAUAAACAAAAGAAAGCCCAGGCCUACCUGUCAGCCAAUGUGCUUGAUGCCUGGAAGGCUCAGGAGGAUGAGUCCAGAUCAGAAGCCUGGAAACAUCAGAAUGAGCUGCGGAUCGAAAUCACCAGGUGCCGUGGUCUCCGGAGUCGAAGGCUGGGAACUCAACCCAGUCCCUAUGCCAUGUACCGCUUCUUCACCUUUUCUGACCAUGACACUGCCAUCAUUCCAGCCAGUAAUGAUCCCUACUUUGGAGACCAGGCUCGAUUCCCAGUGCUUGUGACCUCUGACCUGGAUGAGUAUCUGAGGCGGGAGGCCCUGUCCAUAUAUGUUUUCGAUGAUGAAGACUCAGAGCCUGGCUCCUACCUUGGCAGAGUCCAAGUACCCUUGCUGUCUCUUGCACAGAACAAAUCUAUUAAAGGUGAUUUUAACCUCACUGACCCUACAGAGAAACCAAAUGGUUCUGUUCAAGUACAACUGGAUUGGAAGGCUUGCUAUAUACCACCUGAGAACUUCCUGAAACCAGAAGCUCAGACUGAGGAAAAUGACACCAAGGAAAGUCUAGAGAUAUUAUUUUCAGAGGAAAAGGCUUAUUUUCCUCCCCAGGACCAGAUAGCAUUUUCUGAGAUUCCCAUUGAAGCUGACCAGUAUCAAGCAAAGAGAAAACUUCCUCAGAUGGGAGAAAAAAAAGAAAAGGAACACCAGGUUGCAAGCUACUCAAGAAGAAAACAUGGAAAAAAAAUAGUUGUCCAAGGAAAGAAUAGAAUGGAGUAUCUUAGUCGUAACGUCUUAAAUGGAAAUACACUACAACAGGUGAACUAUACCGAGUGGAAAUUCUCAGGGCUUAACAUAGAUGAUGGUCUUAAAACUCAGACCAAUGAAAAGGAAAUGACAUUAUCACAGUCAGCACUGAAAGAAGAGGAACCCCCACAUCCUAUAAAUGAUCAAGAAUUCUGUGAACAAGCUUCUGAAGCCAGUGAAGCACAAACUACAGACAGUGAUGACAUCAUAGUGACACCCAUAUCUCAGAAAUGUCCUAAGACAGAUUCAGAGAAGAUGUGCAUUGAAAUAGUCUCCCUGACCUUCUAUCCAGAGGCUGAAGUGAUGUCUGAUGAGAAUAUAAAGCAGGUGUAUGUGGAGUAUAGAUUCUACGAUCUACCCUUGUCUGAGACAGAGACUCCAGUAUCCCUGAGGAAACCGAGGAAAGGAGAAGAAAUCCACUUCCACUUUAGCAAGGUGAUAGACCUGGACCCACUGGAGCAACAAGGCCGAAGGCAAUUUCUGUUUGCCAUGUUGAAUGCUCAAAAUCCUGAGCAAGGACAUUUAAAGUUUACAGUGGUGGGUGAUCCUAUGGAUGAAGAAAAGAAAGAAUGUGAAGAAGUAGGAUAUGCAUACCUUGGACUAUGGCAGAUCCUUGAAUCAGGAAGAGAUAUUCUAGAACAAGAAUUAGAUAUUUUUAGCCCUGAAGACCAGGCAAUUCCAAUAGGAAGACUGAAAGUUUCUCUUCAAGCAGCUGCUGCCCUCCACGGUAUUUACAAGGAGAUGACUGAAGAUUUGUUUUCAUGAAGGAACAAUGCUUUUCCAUUCUAAAAUCCAAGGGAACAAUAGUAAAAAUCUCUUAUAAAGUAACUUGCU
Molecule: messenger RNA, 3915 nt
Organism: Marmota monax (woodchuck)
Lineage: Eukaryota; Metazoa; Chordata; Mammalia; Rodentia; Sciuridae
Gene: Rpgrip1
Product: RPGR interacting protein 1
Exons: 25
Coding region: 1-3846 (1281 amino acids)
Biological process (GO): retinal rod cell development; non-motile cilium assembly
Cellular component (GO): photoreceptor connecting cilium
Molecular function (GO): thromboxane A2 receptor binding
Source: RefSeq, a predicted model, not a curated record